Molecule: messenger RNA, 1762 nt
Organism: Silurus meridionalis
Lineage: Eukaryota; Metazoa; Chordata; Actinopteri; Siluriformes; Siluridae
Gene: rad9a
Product: RAD9 checkpoint clamp component A
Exons: 11
Coding region: 197-1348 (383 amino acids)
Biological process (GO): cellular response to ionizing radiation; mitotic intra-S DNA damage checkpoint signaling; DNA replication checkpoint signaling
Cellular component (GO): checkpoint clamp complex
Source: RefSeq, a predicted model, not a curated record
ACGAUAUGAUUGUUUGAUCUUAGCGCGCGACAUGGCGAAGUGAUGGGUAGUAAACAGAUCAGAAGUGUCGUGCUUUUAUUGAGCCAACUUAUUUGAAGUGUUUAGUAAAAAAAACAAAAAAAAACUGUAAUAAUGUAUGGGCGUUUGGUUAGUCUAUUCGUUUUUCAGGAUUAAAUUCUGUGCAAAGUGAACGAGGAUGGACUGUGUUGCAACCGGAGGAAACGUCAAAGUGUUGGCCAAAGCGAUACACUCCCUUUCAAGGAUCGGAGAAGAGCUUUACCUGGAGCCCACUGAGGAUGGGCUAACCCUGCGUGCGGUGAACUCCUCCCGAUCCGCGUUCGCCUGCUUCCUGAUGUCUCCGCUCUUCUUCCAGAGGUAUCAGGCUCCUCCGGACCACGCCUUUCGCUGCAAAAUGCCCAUCAAGAGCGUACAGACGGUGUUCAGAUCUCUCUCGUCCCUCGAGCGCUCCGUGGAGAAGUGCCGCAUCGAGAUGAACACUGAGAAAUGUCGCCUGAGAAUCACGCUGCACUGCAAACAUGGGCUUUUAAAGACACACAAUCUGUCCUUCCAGGACUGUGAGAACUUGCAAGCAGUGUUUGACAAGGACAACUGCCCCAACGUGCUCCGAGCCCAACCCAGGUUGUGGGUGGAUACAGUUCUGCAUUUCCCGCCCUCUCUGGAGGAAGUGAGUGUGUCAGUGAGCAGCGAUCGAGUUUGGCUGAGGAACCACGUGGAAGAUGAUGCAGACUCAUCCAAGGCCAUGAUGACCGAGCUGUGUUUGAGCUCAGAAGAGUUCGAUCACUUCGCUAUUGGAACUCAGACUACCAUCACCUUCUGCCUUAAAGAGCUCAGGGGUUUGUUGGUCUUUGCUGAGACAGCAGGUCUUCCCGUCUCCAUGUACUUUGAUGAGCCCGGCAGCCCCGUUGUCCUAAACGUAACCGACAGCGUCUUAGAGGCGAACUUUGUACUCGCUACACUCUCUGAAGAGGCACAUCAGCGCAACCACAACAACAAUAAAGCCGACGGUCCCCAAACUGAACUCCCACCCGAUGACUUUAUGUGCGAUGACAUUGACUCGUAUCUUAUCGCCAUGGAAACCAGUGACCUCGCUGGACCGUCCUACGAACCUCCACCUCAGACUUCCUCCACCAAUCGCAAAAGCCGACUUAUUAGCGAAGAGGAAGACGAAGAGGUGGAGGAGGAUUCAGAGGAAAGACCGCCCAAUAAAAAGUUCUGUUCGCUUUUCUUCGGCUCAGUGCUGCCGGCUUCUCCUCAGCCGAGCAACCAGACAAUACAGAGCCAGGAAGUGCUCGCCAGCGAUAGUGAGGACGAGAGACCCUCAGAAUGAACUCCACAGCAGAGAAAGAGGGAGGGCGAAUGAACAAUUAACACAAAGGAACUGCGGAACGCCACAUUUUUUUUUUUAAUCAGUGGUGAAGACAAACAAGAUGCAUUGCACCCAAAUCAUUGUACUGGACUACUGAGGGUCAAGCAGUUUUUUUCACUAAUUUUAAUGCAGUGGAAUUAAAAGUUAAGGUGUGAGUCAAGAACGUCAUCUCUGACAUACUUUCUAGAUCUUCUCAAAUUUCAUUUCUGACCUUGAAGGCCACUUAAAACAUAAAUGGAGAUUGAUUGUCUGCACUCGAUUUUAUAUUGUAAACCAAACCUUAUGACCAGUAGGGCAUCACUGGAUUUUUACUUAGGUAAUCACAACAUUUGUACGUGAGGGAAAUUCAAAUAAAAGACGCUUUCAAUAAAAUCA